GGAAGUGAGCUGUCAAUAACCGGAAAAGAUUAGCAAGCUUGAUAUAAAUAAAAAGGUGACAACAGAGGAUUAAUGUUUGCAUGAAAACCCCAAAGAUCUACAUUUAGAUUCAAGGAUUGUUUGUUUUGUCCGAGCUGACCAGCCCACUGAUCAGCAAAAUGAGCAGUGCAGGAACAGGGGAGAGUGGUAAAGCGCCAAAGAUUGGCUCCAUAGUAGAGGUGACGGGAAAGGGUCAGCGAGGCACCGUCGCCUACAUUGGUGCCACCCUCUUUGCUUCGGGUAAAUGGGUGGGCGUGAUCCUGGAUGAAGCCAAAGGGAAGAACGAUGGAACCGUGCAAGGGAAGCGCUAUUUCACCUGUGAGGAGAAUCAUGGGAUAUUUGUCAGGCAGUCCCAGAUCCAGGUGGUGGAGGACGGCUCCAGAGCCACCUCACCUGAAGCUCCUGAGCCCAGCUUUACAAAGAUGCAGAAACUAAAAGACAUCCAAGAGACUCCUAAAACAACCAGACAGACACCAGCAAACAUUAAGAAGUCCUCUACCCGCCGCUCUGGAAAGGCGUCCCGUGAGAGCCUCUCAGUGUCUGCGUCUGGAGAUGUCGGCGACGCGAGUCUGUCCUCAAAGCAGAGCGCUCUUGGAGCUCCGGUCAUGCCUCAGCCCGCCGGGUCACCUGCAGCCUCGUCAGCCCCGGUUCCUGCUGCUCCAAGCAAGGUGGAACCAGCCGUAUCAAAGCAGGAGGAGGAAUCGCUGCGAGCUCAAGUCAAGGACCUGGAGGAGAAGCUGGAGACUUUGAAGAUGAAGAGGACGGAGGACAAGGCCAAGCUGAAGGAGCUGGAGAAACACAAGAUCCAGCUGGAGCAGCUGCACGAGUGGAAGACCAAGAUGCAGGAGCAGCAGGCCGAGCUGCAGAAGCAACUCAAGGAGGCCAAGAAGGAAUCCCGUGAGGCACAGGAGGCCAAAGACCGCUACAUGGAAGAGAUGGCGGACACGGCCGACGCCAUAGAAAUGGCCACGCUGGACAAAGAGAUGGCCGAGGAGCGAGCUGAGUCACUGCAGGUGGAAGUGGACACGCUGAAGGAGAAGGUAGAGGAGCUCUCCAUGGACCUGGAGAUCAUUAGGCAUGAGAUUUCAGAGAAAGGUUCAGAUGGAGCUGCCUCCAGCUAUCAGGUCAAACAGCUGGAGGAGCAGAACAGCCGACUGAAGGAGGCAUUGGUCAGGAUGCGGGACCUGUCUAGCUCGGAGAAGCAGGAGCACGUGAAGCUGCAGAAGCAGAUGGAGAAGAAGAACACUGAGCUGGAGACUCUGAGGACUCAGAAGGAAAAACUGCAGGAGGAAGUGAAGAAAUCAGAGGGCACGAUCGAUGAACUGAAGGAGCAGGUGGACGCUGCUCUGGGCUCCGAGGAGAUGGUGGAGACCCUGACGGAGAGGAACCUCGACCUGGAGGAGAAAGUUAGAGAGCUGAGAGAGACGGUCACGGAUCUGGAAGCCAUCAAUGAAAUGAAUGACGAGCUCCAGGAGAACGCCAGAGAGACGGAGAUGGAGCUGAGGGAACAGGUGGACAUGGGUGGAGCAAAGGUCAGAGAGGCAGAGAAAAAGGUGGAAGCAGCUCAGGAGACGGUAGCUGACUACCAGCAGACCAUCAACAAGUACAGAGAGCUCACCGCCUCGCUUCAGGAGGCCAACAGGGAGCUGAUCAGUCAGCAGAGUGCCAAUGCAGAACAAGUCCAGCAACCGCCGGCUGAGCUGUUUGACUUCAAGAUCAAGUUUGCAGAGACCAAGGCUUAUGCAAAGGCCAUUGAGAUGGAGCUGAGGAAGAUGGAAGUGGCCCAGGCCAACAGACAGGUGUCCCUGCUCACCUCCUUCAUGCCGGACUCCUUCCUCCGUCACGGUGGAGACCACGACUGCAUCCUGGUGCUGCUGCUCAUCCCCAGGCUCACCUGCAAGGCUGAGCUGAUCAGCAAGCAGGCCCAGGAGAAGUUUGACUUGAACGGGAACCUGGUCCAGGGUCCGGGGCUCCGAGGGCCUCCAGGGGAGCAGCGCAGCUUUGCUUCCGGUCUGGUGUACUCCCUCAGCCUGCUGCAGGCCACCCUGCACAAAUACGAACAGGCUCUUAACACCUGCGGUGUGGAGGUUUUUAAGCGCAUGGGGACACUUUAUUCUGAAAUGAGCUUCCAUGAGCGCUCCCUGGAUUAUUUCAUUGACCUGCUUCAUAAAGACCAGCUCGAUGAGACCGUUCAGGUGGAACCCCUGACCAAGGCCAUCAAAUACUAUCAGCAACUGUACAGCGUCCAUCUGGCAGAUCAGACCGAGGACUGCACGAUGCAGCUGGCCGACCACAUUAAGUUUACCCAGGGUGCCCUGGACUGCAUGGGAGUGGAGGUGGGCCGUCUGCGGGCCUUCCUGUCAGCAGGACAGGAGAGCUCUGGUUUCACUGUCCUCCUGAAGGACCUGGACACUUCCUGCUCUGAUAUCAGGCAGUUCUGCAAGAAGAUCCGGCGCCGUAUGCCUGGGACAGAUGUAGCCGGAGUCCCCGCCGCUCUCACCUUCGGACCGCAGGUGUCAGAGACCCUGACGGAGUGCAGGCGCCAGCUGACCCGCGUGGUGGCCGUGCUGCAGGAGGUGGCUGCAGCCGGAGCUCAGAUGGUGGCUCCGCUGGGGGAACAGGAGGGUCUCAAUGCGCUCAAGCUGGAGGAUAUUGCAUACAAGGCUGCGGAGCAGAUAUACGGCUCCCACAGCGUGAGCGGCCCAGAGUUUCUGCGACAGUCCUGCACCACUGUCAUCGCUACCAUGAACAAGAUGGCUACAGCCAUGCAGGAAGGAGAGUACGAUGCUGAAAAACCACAAGCAAAGGCUCCUCCGGUGGAGGGGAGGGCAUCGACGGUCAGAGCUGAGCUAACCGAUGCAGAGGGGCUUGGAAUCAAGCUAGAAGACAGAGAAACGGUCAUCAAGGAGCUCAAGAAGUCUCUCAAGAUUAAGGGUGAGGAGCUGAGCGAAGCUCACGUCCGCCUGAGCCUCUUGGAGAAGAAGCUGGACAACUCCACCAAAGAUGCGGAUGAACGUGUGGAGAAGAUUCAGACGAAACUGGAUGAAAACCUUGCCCUACUCAAGAAGAAAGAAAAGGAGUUUGAGGAGACGAUGGACGCUUUGCAGGCCGACAUCGACCAGCUGGAGGCGGAGAAGGCGGAGCUGAAACAACGCAUCAGCGCUCAGUCCAAGAUGACCAUCGAAGGCCUGAGAGGCCCGCCGGCCUCAGGAAUCGCCUCCCUCGUUCACGGAUCUCCAGGUGUUCCUCCGUCCAUGGCUGGGGCGACGCACGUGGUGGACUCUCCUCUCCUCAGGCAGCAGGUCGAGGCCCAGAGACUGGGAAUUAAAUUCCUCAAGAAUGAGAACAACAGACUCAAGGCGGAGAAGGUGAGGGCUCAGCUCGCCUCCCUGCCUCCACUUUGCCCUCCAAAACUCCCGAAAGCAGCCAAAGAAAGCUCCAUGCCUCCGGAGGGACUAAACACGGGCAUCUACCGCCGGACCGACCAGCUGCUGGCCACUUUGCUCAAGCUGAGUGCAGAAGUGAAAGUGGUGGACAUCACUGGGAAGACCACAGUCAGCGCCGGUGCCCAGAUGCUGGAGCAGACGGCCAGACUGAGGAAUCUCAGCGACGCUUUGGACAAGCUCAAGGGCGAGGUAGCCGAACACGUGGUCUCGUUCCAACCAGGAGCAAAGGCUUCCACCAACUUUGCCACAUUCCCAGUCACCUCCUUUGUCAAGGCCAAGAACGAGAAGCAGGAGGGAACGGUGUUCGUAGGGCGCGUGGGGAUCCCGUGCAGCCGCGGCCAGGAACAAGUCCACCGCCUGGUCCUGUCGCAGCAGCAGCUGCAGCGGGUGCACCGUCUCCUGAGCUAAAGCCUCCGGCUCCACACCAAGCACCUCCGCCACUUUCUCAGUUAACCCAACUUACACAUGCCGCCCCCCCCUUUAGCUCCUAUAACCUCAGGACACUGUAUCCUGGAACUGCAGCAUGCUAACACUAAUACUGUUGUACUGCCACCUUUGAGCUCAAACUGAUGGUCCGUCCGUCAACUUGGACAAUUCUUGCAAAAAUGGGAGGAAAUUUGUCUUUUACUGGUAACAAUUUAAAGCAUUUCACUUUGUAACUUUUUGUAUUUGUAGUAAUUCACACAAUAAAGCGAAUAAGUUAAUCUAAA
This is a messenger RNA of Cololabis saira (Pacific saury), 4195 nucleotides long. RefSeq names its product dynactin subunit 1-like. The record is from RefSeq and is a predicted model, not a curated record. Gene Ontology annotation, molecular function: microtubule plus-end binding. Lineage: Eukaryota; Metazoa; Chordata; Actinopteri; Beloniformes; Belonidae. Gene Ontology annotation, cellular component: spindle pole; microtubule associated complex; cytoplasm. The coding region runs from base 159 to 3893 and encodes 1244 amino acids. The transcript is spliced from 31 exons. Gene Ontology annotation, biological process: establishment of mitotic spindle orientation; nuclear migration; cytoplasmic microtubule organization.